Molecule: messenger RNA, 1434 nt
Organism: Haliotis rubra (blacklip abalone)
Lineage: Eukaryota; Metazoa; Mollusca; Gastropoda; Lepetellida; Haliotidae
Product: homeobox protein OTX-like
Biological process (GO): regulation of DNA-templated transcription
Cellular component (GO): nucleus
Molecular function (GO): transcription cis-regulatory region binding
Source: RefSeq, a predicted model, not a curated record
AUGAUUCAGAUUGACAGCCUCAGACACGCACAUGGUCAGCAAGGUCUGUCGAGGCAGAGUUUUGAGUCUUCCGAUUCCAACAGCUCUACCGUAUCCUCCCCCGGCAGCACGGCUUUCCACCCCCUACCAACAGCCUUACCCCCCGGGGAUAACAGGAACAAUGGGAUGAUGCCCUGGACGCAGGGUGGGGCAACAUUCCCCACGGCUGAAGGAUCAGAUGAUGACGAGGAAUACCGUCCCUUCACUCCUCCACCCCCACGGGAGAGACUGAGCUACACCCGCUAUCAGCUUGAGUUAUUGAACGCUAUCUAUUCCCGGGUGAAAUACCCCAACAGUACCCAGAAACAGCUGAUUGCUAAAAGAGUCGGCAUCACACGUGACCAAGUGAAGAUCUGGUUUCAAAACCGCCGCCGCAAGGAUGUCGUCGGGCGUAAGCCUGGAGAUAAGAAAGAUGGCGUCGAGGAGAAGGCCGAGAGUCCGAAAAGUGAGAGUGCUAGUGUUGAAACCGCGGCCAAAGAAUCAUCUGACGUCACUGACGAAGACGCAGCAACAAACGAUGUAGAUGAAAAAGUACUUCCCCCUCUCGUCAUGAAGAGCGUCAUCGCUGAACUGAUGAGGUUCGAGAACGACCCUCUGAAGAACAAGAAAAAUAAGAAGAAGUCUAGGAAGCGACCUGCACCAGCUCCUGCUGUUGGACCCAAACCUCCCCAGCCCUUGUUCCAGAGCUACGAUAUGAUCUCACCGCCAAACAGGGUCACCCCAACGGCAGCCUUGCUCAACACCGUGCCUAACAGGUUCAACCACUCCAAGAGUGCCUCCGCUUUCCAUAACCCCCGUAAUCCCCGCUUACCAGGGCAGAUGAUGCUUCCUGGGCAAUCCCCGUUCCUGAUGGGGAUGCCCCACCCAGCGUCUGCCAGCAGUAUAACUGUGCUACCCAAUGACUACGUAAACCCUCCCAAUACCACUGUGCCACAGAGUCUGCCUCCAACAGGCAACCAUUCCUUAUAUGACAGUAUACCCGUUCUGGCAGAUCUCCUUGGUUACCGAUCUCACGUUGAAGCAUCACGUCAGAGGGAGCAUUCAUUGUCUCAGUCUCAUCUACCCUCCCAAUGCUCAGCAAUUUCUAGUCGCAGCCCUGAGAACAAUGUAUCAGAAACGCAUGCUCCCCCUGCCCAGAGUGCACUUGGGUUAAAUCGUGUGUUCCCCUUCCCGUUCAUCGCUGAUCCCCCAGUGAUGCUGUCGUCCAUCCGGCAUUCUGACCCCUACAGACCACAGCUUCACUACCAACCUCCGUCGUAUUCAGAUGAACACUACCAACCUCUGGUCAUUUCGUCGCUAAGCAACCCCUAUUUCAAUGCAACGUCAUCGGUCUCCUGGGCCAAUCAGAACUCAAGUGACUCAAGUGUUCACCCGUCCUCCUAUACCCAGUUAUAA